Salvelinus namaycush (lake trout) is the source of this 2241-nucleotide messenger RNA. Its product is annotated as inactive dipeptidyl peptidase 10-like. The coding region runs from base 1 to 2241 and encodes 746 amino acids. The record is from RefSeq and is a predicted model, not a curated record. The transcript has 23 exons. Gene Ontology annotation, molecular function: serine-type peptidase activity; dipeptidyl-peptidase activity. Lineage: Eukaryota; Metazoa; Chordata; Actinopteri; Salmoniformes; Salmonidae. Gene Ontology annotation, biological process: proteolysis.
AUGAUCGCCAGCACUCAGCAAAACAUGCCCUCUGACAUGAAUGGUGUGGCUUACCAUGGUCCUCCACGUAACUGGAGAGGCAUUGGGAUAGCUUUGAUGGUGAUCCUGAUGAUCAUAUCACUGGUCAUCCUGUCUAUCAUCAUGCUCACUCCUGAUCAUUCUCUUCAUUCUCUUCUUCUCCAGCGCUCCCGUCUUACUCUGGAGGACCUGGACAAAGACGAUUUCAAAGUUCAUGAUGCCCAUGUGACCUGGCUCAACGAUGAUGAGGUGGCCUUUCGCACCAGGGAAGGGCACAUCCUGAAACACAGCCUGAGUGAGAACCUCACCAUCUCUCUGCUGGGCGGCAGCAUCCUAGUGACUUCCUAUGUCAUUUACAGUGUGGGGACAGGGGACUUUCUUGAGCUAAACCCACACAGAGUGAAGCCAUCUGCUCUUCAAUAUGCCGCAUGGGGUCCCCAUGGAAAUCAUUUGAUCUACAUCUUUCAGAAUAACCUCUACUACCAGCCCGGUGUGUACAGUGGUCCUGUACGUCUCAGCACUACAGGCAGUGGGUCUGUUAUCAACGGGCUGUCAGACUGGACAUAUGAGGAAGAGAUCCUCCAGACGUACCCUGCCUACUGGUGGUCUGGAGAUGGGGUACGACUGGCGUACCUGUCCAUCAACAACACACACACACCCUAUGUGGAGAUCCCUCGUUUCACUGGAGGGCCAUACCCCACAGGAGUCUACUAUCCAUACCCUAAGGCAGGAGAUAAUAUCCCGGCAGUUACUCUUUACGUGGUGAACGUCUUCAGCCCUGCUCACACUCUGAGGAUGACUGCUCCAGUCUCACUCAAAAACAGAGGCCAUUACAUCUCCAUGGUGAAAUGGACCAGUGGGACCAGGCUGGCUGUGCGUUGGUUGAACCGGGUCCAGAACCAGUCUGUUCUCUCUGUGUGCGAGGCCACUACUGGAGUCUGCUCACAGGAGGCACCCCUCUUCUCUAGAGACGGCUCCGUGUUCUAUGUCACUCUGCCUGCCGCACAAGGGGGUCACGGAGAGUAUCGACACAUAGCUGUCCUCCCUACUCAGCCUUUGACUACCCCCAUGUCUCCACGAUUCCUGACAUCAGGGCACUGGGACGUGAUGUCGCUCUGUGGCCUGGAUGAAGAUGCAGAGAAACUGUAUGAGGAAUACUUCAUCAGCACAGAGGCAUCCAAACACAGCAGACACCUUUACAGUGUGAACCUCUGGGGUUUUUCUCAGAGACACUGUCUUACCUGCACACUCUCAGAGACCUGCCGCUUCUACAAGCCACAGUUCAACCCCAGCCUCACUCGCGUUAUCCUCCACUGCUUGGGCCCUGGCAUCCCCAGAGUGACUGUCCACAGCACCAGAGAACAUUUCAGGUACAAGGUCCUGGAAUACAACAAGCCUCUGUCUGAGGCCCUGGAGGGAAAACGGCUCCCCAUCACACACUACAGCACCAUUACAGCUGACCACUAUGAUAUCCAUCUAAAGCUGGGUCUACCACAGGGGUAUGAAGAAGGCCUGCAUCCUCUCCUCAUCAUCGUGGAUGGAGCCCCUGACACUCAGGCAGUCACAGACCGUUUCUCUCUGGGCUGGCCCCAGGUCCUCUUCAGUAUCCACGGUGUAGCUCUGGCCUGGGUGGACGGCAAAAGUGGGGCGGCACACGGCCUGAGGUCACCUAACCUUGACCCCAGGAAACUCAGCUCCCAGAGAGUCAAAGACCUGCUGAGCGUAGUAGAGUGGUUGUUGGAGUUGCCGUACAUUGACAACAGAAGAAUUGCGCUGUAUGGAAAGGCAUUUGGUGGACUUCUGACACUGAAGAUGAUGGCAGCAGCCAACAUAUUUAAAUGUGCUGCAGUGAUGGCUCCAAUCACAGACUUCAAAAUCUACAAUGCUGCUUUUUCUGAGAGAUACCUGGGUCUUCCAGCCACUCAGGAGAGCUUCUACAAUGCUGCCUCUUUGCUGGAUGAUGUGGUCAAUCUGAGGGACAAGAACUUCCUCCUUUUACAUGGAACCGCAGAUGCACAUGUCCACUUCCAGCACACUGCCGAGCUCAUAGACCGUCUGGUGUCAGCAAAGGCCAACUACUCUCUGCAGAUUUACCCUGACGAGGGCCACGUUUUGAGACGGAGCCACAGUGUUCAGCACUUCCGGUGCACCCUAACAAACUUUCUCCAGGACUGUCUGGCUCCUAUGCCCCCUCAAAAGUCUGAUGGACAAGAGGAUGACUGA